AUGGAUCAAAAUACGUGUGAUUUAAAGUGUCCUCGUCAUGACGUAAAAUUGUUACCGAUAUAUUGUGAGGAUUGUGAAUGUCCAGUUUGUAGCAAAUGUCUGACAACUUCACACUUAAAUCACAACGUAUGUGACGCAAAUGAUUAUGUCGAGAAGCAAUGGGAUGCAUUAAUGGCCGCCAUGAAUGGAGAAGGUUCAAUGCUUGAAGAACUAAGAUCUCACCUAGUAAGUCAACGUAAGAUUUUAGAAGAAAGUAAAACUAAACUCUUCGAUGAAAUCAGUGUUAGAGAAGAGAAUAUUAUUUCUGUGGUGAGAGAAGUUGGCAAACACUACAAAAGCAUUGUAUCUGAUGCGGUUGUGGAAUUGAAAAAAAACAUUCAAAAGAAUGAGAAAACACUGGAAAAUAUUUCAAACAAUCCGAAACUUAAAACAGAAUCAGAAAUAGACUGUAUCAAACUUUUGCAGCGAUAUGGUGAUCUACGGAGGCUUCAAGGGGAAAUGAAAAAUCACCAAGAUCCACUGAACUUUACAUUUGUAACAGGGAAAAGUAUAAGUAGAAUAAGCAUAGAAGAGCUAUUUGGGAAUUUUAAUGGGGAGAUAAGCCAUAUUGAUGGAUCUGAUGAAGACAGACAAAUUGGAAAAAGUCACCUCUUGAUGGCAAAAAUGUUCAGAAUAUACUUGCUUGUAAUAGAACAAAAGAGAAUGAAGAAAACAAGACGAUACUGCAUGAGUUUACCUUUACUGUUGUGA
Molecule: messenger RNA, 750 nt
Organism: Saccostrea cuccullata (small rock oyster)
Lineage: Eukaryota; Metazoa; Mollusca; Bivalvia; Ostreida; Ostreidae
Product: RING finger domain and kelch repeat-containing protein DDB_G0271372-like
Exons: 1
Coding region: 1-750 (249 amino acids)
Molecular function (GO): ubiquitin protein ligase activity; zinc ion binding
Source: RefSeq, a predicted model, not a curated record